Messenger RNA from Pyrenophora tritici-repentis Pt-1C-BFP, 6960 nucleotides. The record is from RefSeq and is a predicted model, not a curated record. NCBI's taxonomy places the organism in Eukaryota, Fungi, Ascomycota, Dothideomycetes, Pleosporales, Pleosporaceae.
AUGCAGGCGGCGAAGGCGCUUGAGGAGAAGGCGCGAGAGAGCUUACCUGCAAGCUCAUACACUACUAAUCCUAUGCCACAGAAGCUCACAUCGACCGAGCGGUCUCUGAUCAAAGGCACAACACACAAGCGCAUGCAGUCACUACAGCCAGGCAGCGUUCGCGAUCUACGCAGCUAUCUCGACAACCGCUCGCCUGAGCGGCCCUUCCUGGAUCGGUCGCCCGAGCGCUCACCAGACCGUGACCGGCCGUCGAGUAGGGGAGGGCGACCCAUCUCGCGCGACUUCGAGAGGGACUACUUCGGAAAAGAUACUACGCCUUCACCGGCUCCGCGAUUCGAGAUCAAAGACACACCUGCCCUAAGGCCCAGCAACAGGGCCAUCUUGGGCGAGAACACACCGCCGUCUGCAACCAUGAUGGCCCUACAGACCAUGUCCAUUCCUCAGCACCUUCUUGAUCCGCCAUUGUCCAACGUCACAAAAGAUACGGCACGAACACCACCACGGUCGCCGCCGGUGCCCACACCAGCUUCCGCGCCAGUUCACGGGCCGCCACCACCGCACUCGUUCGAUAACAUCUCCAGCCAGCUUCUCAGCAUCAACAACAUCGUGUCCAGUCUGCAGAAAGACAUGUCACAGUUGAGCCGGCGGAGUAAGGACAAUGCAACUGAUUUGAUCAGCCUGAAGGAAGCCACCAACACACGCGAUGAGGACAUUCGGAAGUCACUCAAGGACCUCCUAUCCACUAUGUCACAAAAGCAGCAAGCAGCCGCCAACGCCGCCAUCAACGCAGACACCUCCCGGUCUAGCAGCCUCAAUCUCCAAGAUCCCCACAUGACCCCGACAAAGCAGUUCACCUUCCCCAGAAUGACAUCUACUAGUCCUUGGGCGGAUGAACGAAUUGGCAGCCCGAACCCAUACUCAGUCGAGGGCGCCGCUAGUGUCGCCAUGUUGGAGAAGAUCAUCCGCGAGAUGGUGACAAAGGAUGGCCAGGAGCGUUUGGUUGCGAGUCUACAAAAGCUGGUCGACAAGGCCACUGGAGAGACAGCCAAGAAGGUGGCUGAACUGGCCGAGUUCGUCAAGCAGGGCUCAAUGGUGCACCCACCCGGAUCGGCAUCUUUUCAGCCAUCGCCAGGAUCGGGCGCGCUCACACGAACUCUAUCGGCUGACAGCAAGGCGGCUUAUGCCAGCCCCAAGGCUGCCGAUUUCGUGAGCGAGGAGAUGUUGAAGUUCCUACGGAAGAUCAAGGACAGUGUCGCCGAGUCCGGAUGUGUUACCAUGGCCACCAAGACGCUUGUCCAAGAACUGAGGGACGAGGUUCUAGGCAUGGGCCGUGAACUUGCCCGCAAGGUUGAGGAGGCCGAACAGGCUAGGGCAACCGAAGCUGAGUCUGGUCAGGCCACCGCGGACAUCAACGCCAUCGUCCAGGAGGGUCUUGCGAACCUGAAGGAGCACAUGGACAAGGUCAUGCGCGAGCGAAGACGACAGUCCAUGUCUUCUGUUGUGACUCGCAACACUGUCGAUAACAACGAGGUCUACGACGUUGUCAAGCAGGCACUAGCGGAGCGCGGUCUGGACCAACCAUCUGCUCAAGCUGCACUGGACAAGGAGGCAAUCAUCAGCGCAGUGCGUGAAGCUUACGACGGCGUUGAGUUGAACCCGAGUAUCGAAGUACAGCAGGUUGGUCUCGGCAGUGACGAAAUCUUGCAAUGUCUCCGCGAAGGCCUCCAAGACUUCAACGGCUCUGGUGCUGUCACAAAGGAGGAAAUCGAAACCAUGUUACACGAGUCCCUAGAGAAGAUUCAACUACCGCCUCCAAUCAACGAAGUUCAUGAGAUUCGCGAAGAGAUUCUUAUGGCUGUUCGAGAUUCUUUGGAGGAGCUGAAGCCUGCUCUUAGCACUCAGCCACCGGCUGAUGCUCUUUCCAGAGAACUGCUGGAGGAGGUCAUUCGCAACGCGCUUUCUGAACACGGUUCCGCACCCGUAAACCUCGAGCUUCCCCCAGAGACCAUCGGAGAUGCUGUUCGAGCAGCGACUGAAUCCCACAACGAAGCAGUCAUGCAGCGUCUACAGUCGAUACUUGAUGACACCCACGCCAGGUUCGAAGGCAUCUCCUCCGAUCGUGGACAGGAUACCGAGCAGGUUCUCACAGCACUUCGCGAAGGACUGGAAAGUCUUCGAACUGAACUCCAAGGGUCAGUCAAUCAACCUCGGGAGAUCACGCAAGACGGCGAGAUGAUUGAUCACAUCAAGACCGAGCUUGAUAAGCUACGCGAAGAUGUUCAGGGCUAUGUUGCUGAGGGUCCACGUGGUGACCAGGCCUGGAGCCGCGGUGACAUGGUCGCAUACCUCAAGUCGGAAUUCGAGAACCUUCACGAAAAGUUGAGCACUCAAUUCUUGCCGUCUGCCAAGGGCAACGAAGAGAUCCUGGCUGCCCUCACCGCUGGCUUUGAGGAGAUGAAAUCGCAAGUUGCGCUCCGAGCCGAGGAUGAUACCGACUCCACCGAUGAUAUCAGCGAAGCUAUUAAACAUGAGUUCGAUCAGCUCAAGGAGGUUGUCCUUGGUGACACUUCUAGCAACAAGAAUGACAUCCUUGAAAAACUUCAAGCCGGCUUCGACGGUCUACAUACUCUCAUCGCUGAGAAGGAGUCUGCAAACACACCCAACGACGCCAUGCUCGCUUCGCUGAAGGAGGAAUUCGAAAACCUCAAAGAGAGCCUGAGUGGCUCCCUCGUUCAGUCAGGUGCUACAGCCGACAAAGACAGCAUCGUUGACGCUGUGCGAGAGCUACUCGAAGGCUUGAACACCUCACAAGAGGCUACUUCAAAGGACAAUCUUGCUUUAAUUCGUACAGAGCUUGAGUCGUUGAGGGAAUCGUUCGGUAAUGCUCUUGUGCCUGCCGGCGACAAGGACAAGACCGAGAUGGUUAUGGUCAUGAAGACUGCUCUCGAUGAGAUCAAGGCUAACCUCACAUCCGCUGGCCUCAACGAAGAAAUCCUAGAGGCCUUCCGUGGCGAGUUAGAGCAGCUGCGCCAUUCUGAUGACCUGACCCGACAACACUCACGCGCUGACACGGAAGAAGUCCUGGAGGCUCUGAAACUUGGUCUUGAUGACUUGCAAUCACAUCUUGACAAGAAGCUCGAGACCAACCCUGAUCGCCAAAUGUCUGCUACUGGUGAAAUCAUCGACGCGAUGAACGAAGGAAUCGAAGGGCUUCGAGCCGAUGUCGUCAAGAUGGCCGAGAAGCCUGUCGACAUGAGCGUGUCACACGAGAUCUUAGAGACCCUCAAAGAAGGUCUGAACGCCCUGCGUGAGGAUAUUGACAUGCUCAAAGGCACUAGGCAGGAGGUGGCUGUCGAGGAGGAUGGCGCUCCAGCAGGUAACGAAGUUGCUCUAGCGGGAGUUCCGGACAGUGAAGAAUCUACAUCGCGGGAGGUUAUUGAAGAAGCAUCGCAAGAGGAGCCGCCACAACUGCAACCAGCACAAUCUGCUGAUCUGGCCAAGAUGGAGCUCAUCUUGACUCAGAUCCAGGAGAAGGUGGAUGCCAUGGACGCCAACAUGCAAACCUCUACCGCUGCCGCUGCCGCGCCGUCAGAAGCCGUCGCUGCCACAGGAUCAGCGAUGAAGGAAGAUCUCGUUGCUAUCGAAGAGCUUCUGAAGGAUGUUCAAGCCGCCGUGCUGCUUAUGCAGGACCGUGAGACUUCGCCACCUGCUCUGGAAGGCUUUGCCAAGAAGGAGGAUACUGACGCCAUCGAGACACUCCUUGCGAACACAAAGGCCAAGAUUGAGGAACUAGUCCUACCGGAUCCUGCAACUGCUGUCACCAAGGAGAACCUAGAAGAUGUUGAGCUCGUUGUUAGGACUACGUCCGAGGCUCUGGAGGCACUCGCCAAGAAGUUCGAAGACGAAGGUGCAACCAAGGCCGACGUUACAGUCAUCCAGGUGAUUGCGGACGACAUCAAGCUUGCUCUAGACGAGAUGAAGGCUGCCAAACCGGAAGAUGAGGCCAACCCACAGGCGACCAAGGCAGACAUCGAUGCUGUGACUCUGCUUGUGGACGAUCUCAAGGUCAAGCUGGAUGAUUUGAAGAUCCCAGAUCCUGAGGAGCUUGCCUCAAAGGCUGAAAUGGAACAGCUCACUGGCUUGAUCCACGACUUCCGCGAUAGCCAUGAGAAAAUGAAGGACACCUACGAAGCAGACAUUCUCAGAACGGCAGGUAACUUUGAUGCACGCAAAGCGGAGGCUACCCAGAUCGUGGAGGACAUCACUGGUGUCAAGACGGCUUUGGACGAGAUGAGGGACGAAAUCAAGACCAACCUCAUCGAAGGUGGGCCGAUCGAGAACCUUCAAGCUUCCUUCAAGGCACUAGAGGAAACCAUUGGUGCAAGCAACGUUACUGCUGAUGUGAAGGAGUUGAUGGAGAUUCUCACAAGGGAGUUCGAGCGUGCCCACGGAUCUAUCGCAGGCAUGCAGAACGAGCAUUCAGAGAAGUCUGCAUUGUACCUUGAAAAGCAUGACGAGGUCAAGGAUGCAAUCGUUGCGGACUUUACAGAACGCUUGGAGGAUAAGUUCAACACGCUCAUGGCCAAGUACGACGAUGCUCAACUUUUGGCGGAUGAGCUUGCCAAGGUCAUGAAAGAGAAGGCUGAGGAGCAGGAGAAGAUGCUCGAGAACACCAAGACUACGGCCGACGAACUUCGCUUGACCAUCGACACACUUGGUGCUACGAUAGCCGGUAUGAACGAUCGAUUCGAGGGUGUUACCACUCAGUUCUCUACCGACUCCACUACCGUCAUCGGCAAGGUCGACGAGACUCUGACAAAGUUCGAAGAGCAGAAGCUUGCAACGCUGGAAAAGCUUGAAGAGCAGAAGCUUGAGACCAUCGCCAAACUCGAGGAGCAGAAGCUCGAAACAAUUGCCAAGUUUGAAGAGCAGAAGCUGGACGACAAGGGUGAGCACUCACACACACGUGACGAGAUCAAGAACAUCGAGACCAUCUUUACCAGUCUCCAGGACAACGUCACGGAGUAUCACCCCAAGUUCAUGGUGGCAUUACACGAAAUCGAAGCUCUCGUCAAGGCUCACUAUGAACACGCUCAAAAGUCCAAGGAAGAGGCGGAUGAGAACGCUCGAGCAUGGACUGAGGAGGCCAAGGCUCGUUCCGAAGAGCUGCAAGCCCACUUUGAGAAUCUGCCCAAGCUUCUGCCUGCUCCCCCACCGGCGAUCGAGCUGCCAGAGAAGUACGAUGACGCGCCCGUUCAGGAGAAGCUUGACAAGCUGCUCGCGAUUGAAGCACCGCCCAGCUAUGACGAUGGCGCUGUGCAGGAGAAACUCGACAAGCUGCUUGCCAUCGAACCAGCGCCCAACUACGACGAUGGUGCUGUUCAUGAGAAGCUUGACAAGCUCCUGGGCCAUGCUGAUGAGGCGGGUAAGGCGAUCGGUAACCUCGAGAAGCUGGAUGAGAUCCAUGCUCAAGUCAAGGUGACUGCGACUGAGCUGAGCGAAUUCGUCGCAAAACAGACACAGUUCAUCACCGACGGUAACGACGCCAAGGAACGCGAGGCCGAGGAGCUUGCCCUGCUCAUUGAGCGCAGGACGACUCAGAAAGAACAGCUAGAAGUUGACCUGGAGAGCCUUCGGGCAGAGAAGGCUACCCAGAAGGAGCAACUCUUCACAGAUCUUCAGGAAAUGAAGGCUGAGAAGGACCGAGUUGUACAAGAGCUGAAGGAAGAGAAGGAACGUGUCAUGGCUGAGUUGCAAGAAGAGAAGGAGCGUACCAUGCUUGAGCUCAAGGAAGAGAAGGACCAGCUUUUGGCUGCUGUCGCUAGCCUUCAAGCGGAACGCGAAAACCUGGCCAACCAAAAGGUUCGACUCACAGGCGAAGUCUCCUCUCUCCAUACCGCGCUUGAAAUCCGUCGAGAAGAGCUGCACUUUAUGGAUACCAAAGCGGAUGCACUAGAGCGUCGCAUCCUGAACGGUAUCAUGGAUCAUUCCCGCGCUCUUAUGAUGACGAAGGGCGGGUCGAAGCUCAAGAAGCGUAUGAACGCAGACGCUGCAGACGAGGACAGCAAGGCGAUGCCACCUCCAAGUACCGCAGCGAAUGGUCUGUCUCUCGCGCUCAAACCUCGUCCUGCUAUCCGUCGCCCCGGUGCACCCGCCAACCCUGCACAACGUCGUAUCCUGUCGCUCAGUCAGAUCAGCGGCAACGCACCCACUGGAGCCCAGGCAUACCCUACUACCCAUACCGCGACCAACGGCAAUAACGCAAUCAAGCGCAGCCAUUCGGUGAAGACAAGCAACUACUCGCGAAAGGGUUCUUGGGGUACUCGACCUAAUGCCGCUGCUGCCAACAAGGAGAAUGAUGUGCUUCCCGAAGAAGACGAACAUGAAGCUUCAGCACCUCUCUCGCACUCUAUCAUCGAGGAAGAUAUACAGAGUGAGACCGGUACCGAGCGCCGCUAUAGCAUUGGCAGCCGCUACGAUGAGAACGACGCCGACGGCGAGACACCCGGCUAUGACGGGCGUUCCAGCUACGGUGGCACUGGCAGUGAAUACACCUACGCUUCUGGCUCCUCUUACAUGACCGGCAGCGAUAUUGAUCACGACCGCCGCACUUCAUAUGGCGCCCGCUCUACCCAAUCCGCCGCUCGAGGUGAAGAGCCCAUUGACGAAGGCUCCGAGUACUCUGAAGAUGAGGAGCCUACAGCUAUCAUUGAGCCAUCUGAUGUCAAUGCGUCCGAGAUCUCGACCGCUACUGCAGACAGCGAGGUCGACCUACCAACAGAAUCAGAUAUCGUUCGCGCGGUCGACGCUGUCAGGGAAGAGAUGAAGGACAGCUAUGCUCCACCUAGCGAUUCGGGCCUUGGUAUCGACCUGCCUACUGCCGACCUCGGCAACAGUGCUUUGGUGGACGCCGACUACUUCCGACGCGCAGCUGAGGAGGAGGCAAGCACUGUUGGCUAG